AUGUUUAGCUGUGGCUUCGAAUAACUGUUGUUCCUUGUACAUCAUAACAACAAACUACCAGAAUUUUGUUUCUGGAAAAUCGAAAUUUUUAUUCUAAAUCCAAUGAAGAAGGAAGAGACAAAGGCUGUUGCAUCAUCACAACAGAUAAUCCAGAAUUUUGUUUUCUCUUAUUUGUACUAUUAAAGUGACUUCAUUUUCAUUUCCUUCUCCACCCCAUUUAAUUUCUUGUAUCUCAUCUGAUAUCCCAUCAUUUUUCCUAUUGGUCUGGUUCUUUUCAAGUCCGGUUAUCUAUUACAAGCCUCUACGUCCAAAGGCCCCUAUUUCGAAAGUGUUUUCAGUCCGUUUACUAAAGAACAUCAGCAUCAAAAUCAAUUGAGAGCGUCGAUUUUUGUUCCUCAAUGGCAAGUGAUGAGCAGAUGAUCAAGAUUGUCGGGGAUCAAUUUUGUGUCCCUUACACAAUGCAGCUGGUUGUGAAGAGAAAAGUAGAGUCAUUUUCCAAUGUACGCUACGAUGUAUUUGAUACUACUGGAAAUUCUCUCCUUCAAGUCGAUGGAGGUGUCUGGAACUCCAAAAAGAAAAGGGUCAUCAAAGAUCCUGCUGGUUUUCCUGUCAUCACUCUACGCAAAAAGGCACUAUCCUGGAAAAAGCAAUGGCAAAUCUAUCAAGGUGAAAGCUCAGAGAAAAACCACUUUUUGUGCAGCGUGCAACGAUCCAAUGCGCUUCAAAUGAAGAACAAUCUUGAUGUUUACUUAACAAGCAGCUACUUGGAAGAUGGCCCUGAUUUUCAUGUGACUGGAAGUUUCACUUCCAUGUCUUUCAAAGUUUGGAAAGGCAAUUCAGUUAUUGCAGAGGUUAUGCAUAAUUUCACAUGGGGAAGCUGCAUGGGCAAAGAAAGUUUCAAGUUAAAAGUGUAUCCAGAGGUGGACUAUGCCUUCAUUCUAGCUUUGACAGUGAUUAUGCAUGAGACAGACAAAGUAUAAUCUUCAAUCUCUCAAGUUUAUUUGUUUCCGCUUCCCGAAGUCUUUAUAAUUUAUCUUUUGCAGUGUAAAUUUGUACUGCAUUGCUUUGAACAUAUAAACAGUUACCCUCCAAAAGGGGAACCAACAGUAAAUGGAAAUGUAUAACUAAUAUUCCUUAAUACUAGUUGCAUUGCCAUUAAGGCAUUAGCUUGAUGGUAAGAAUGAGGUCCUGAAUACUUUUAACCUUCAGGUUUAAAUCUUAUCAUGUUUGGAUUUGUCCAAAUAUAUUUAGAUUUAUUAACUAUAUAUGAAUGUAAUUAUUGAUCUUCUAAAAAUAAAAUGCUAAUUGCAU
Molecule: messenger RNA, 1311 nt
Organism: Gossypium arboreum
Lineage: Eukaryota; Viridiplantae; Streptophyta; Magnoliopsida; Malvales; Malvaceae
Product: protein LURP-one-related 14-like
Exons: 4
Coding region: 399-980 (193 amino acids)
Source: RefSeq, a predicted model, not a curated record